AGGAUCACUCCCCUGCGUUCUCUUUGCACAGAGAUUCCUAUUGGUUUAUAGGUGAUUUUAGAGGGAGCAAGAGGAGGUAAAGGAAGGAUGGGUUACAUAGGGGCUCAUGGAGUGCAAGCCCUUCAUAGGUACAAAUACAGUGGGGUGGAUCACUCCUAUGUUGCAAAGUAUGUGUUGCAGCCCUUUUGGAGUCGCUGCGUCAAUUUCUUCCCCCUUUGGAUGCCACCGAAUAUGAUUACGCUUACAGGAUUUUUGUUCUUGGUCACAUCUGCGUUGCUCGGAUAUAUUUAUUCUCCACUGUUGGAUUCACCUCCUCCAAGAUGGGUCAAUUUUGCGCAUGGAUUGCUUCUCUUCCUUUAUCAGACGUUUGAUGCUGUUGAUGGAAAACAAGCAAGACGAACAAAUUCCUCUAGUCCACUAGGAGAACUUUUUGAUCAUGGGUGUGAUGCGCUUGCAUGUGCAUUCGAAGCCCUGGCUUUUGGGAGUUCUGCUAUGUGUGGACGGGAUGCUUUCUGGUUCUGGGUUAUAUCAGCUGUUCCUUUCUACUUCGCUACUUGGGAAAGCUAUUUCACCAACACACUAGUUCUUCCGGUAGUAAAUGGACCAACAGAGGGUCUCAUGUUGAUAUAUCUCAGCCAUUUCUUUACAGCUUUAGUGGGGUCUGAGUGGUGGGCUCAGCCGUUUGGGAAGUCUAUGCCUCUCGUGAGUUGGGUUCCUUUUCUGAACGAAAUUCCGACCAAUAAAGCCGUGUUGUUGCUGAUGGUAGUUUUUGCUGUUAUUCCAACAGUCUAUUGCAAUAUUAACAAUGUUCAUAAGGUUGUUCAGGCAACAAAAGGAAGUAUGCCACGGGCGCUGGCCAUGCUUUACCCAUUUGUUGUUCUAUUGGGAGGAGUGCUUCUGUGGGACUAUUUAUCUCCAUCUAAUUUAAUGAAGAACUAUCCUCAUCUUGUGGUAGUGGGAACUGGGCUUGCAUUUGGAUUUCUUGUGGGAAGGUUGAUUUUGGCUCACCUGUGUGAUGAACCCAAGGGUCUGAAAACAAAUAUGUGCAUGUCUCUGUUUUGUCUACCUUUUGCCGUUGCAAAUGCGCUCACUGCCAGACUUAAUGAUGGAGUUCCUAUGGUUGAUGAGUUCUGGGUUCUUCUCGCUUACACUGCAUACUCAGUAUCACUCUAUCUGCAUUUUGCCACUUCUGUUAUACAUGAAAUCACAUCAGCGCUCGGGAUAUACUGUUUCAGGAUAACAAGGAAAGAAGCUUGAGCCGUUUUGCGCUCUAAUUUUUGGUACACCUUAAACAUUUUCCUCGUUCUUGAUGAACUCGAGGUUAUAUUUUCCUUCGGUUUGUGUAUGAUACAAUUGUGAUCUUCUUGGUGUUCUUGUUUCUAGCUUUCAACCUCGGAACUACCUGGGAUUGAAGUUUGGCUUUCCUUACCUAGCUGAUUCCUGAACCUGGCUUGAAGGAUGUUUGGGGUUCAACGAGUGCCUCUUUGACUUUUCACGGUUUGAGAGCGUUGUUUGAACUCGCCUUCAAAUUCAUGUUUAGUUCAAGUAGCUAAGAUGAAUUUCUUUGUGAAUUUUCCAUUUCGAUUUUAGUUGACUAAGAUGCUUGUCUAGGAUUUUUCGAUUAGUUGACCCUGCUAAAGGUAUCAUGUUUUAACAAUAUUUAUGUUGUGGAUUGAAGAAUUGUUGGUUAUUGUAGUUGAAUUGAUUUAGAUUUUUGUA
Molecule: messenger RNA, 1719 nt
Organism: Solanum stenotomum
Lineage: Eukaryota; Viridiplantae; Streptophyta; Magnoliopsida; Solanales; Solanaceae
Product: choline/ethanolaminephosphotransferase 1
Exons: 19
Coding region: 88-1257 (389 amino acids)
Biological process (GO): phospholipid biosynthetic process
Cellular component (GO): membrane
Molecular function (GO): phosphotransferase activity, for other substituted phosphate groups
Source: RefSeq, a predicted model, not a curated record